Zymoseptoria tritici IPO323 is the source of this 3732-nucleotide messenger RNA. RefSeq lists its product as uncharacterized. Gene Ontology annotation, cellular component: U2-type catalytic step 1 spliceosome; cytoplasm; Prp19 complex. NCBI's taxonomy places the organism in Eukaryota, Fungi, Ascomycota, Dothideomycetes, Mycosphaerellales, Mycosphaerellaceae. Gene Ontology annotation, molecular function: ubiquitin protein ligase activity; protein binding. The transcript has 11 exons. Bases 1 to 3732 code for a protein of 1243 amino acids. The record is from RefSeq and is a predicted model, not a curated record. Gene Ontology annotation, biological process: mRNA splicing, via spliceosome; DNA repair; protein ubiquitination.
AUGCUUUGCGCAAUCUCCGGCGAAGCACCGCAGAACCCUGUGGCAUCGCGCAAGUCUGGCAAUGUCUUUGAGCGUCGCCUGAUCGAGGCUUACAUCUCCGAGCACGGUUCCGAUCCGGUCAAUGGCGAAGAGCUAUCCAACGAUGACCUGAUCGAUCUCAAGCAAGCGCGUUUGGUCAAGCCUCGCCCUCCCACACUCACAUCUAUUCCGGCUCUCCUGUCGACGUUCCAGAACGAAUGGGAUGCUUUGAUCCUCGAGACAUACCAAUUGAAGCAACAGCUCGCCGAGACCAGACAAGAGCUGAGCACGUCCCUUUACUACAACGAUUCUGCCCAGCGAGUAAUUGCGCGUCUGCAAAAGGAGAGAGAUGAGGCCAGAGAUGCGCUAUCAAGGGUAUCCGUCACUGCGAACUCCAAUGGCACGUCAAAUGGGGAUGCGAUGCAGGUCGAUGGACAGCCCUUGUCCGAGAAGGCCAUAGCGAAGAUUACAGACACACAAGAGCGUCUUUCGAAGACUCGACGAAAGCGUCCUGUGCCAGAGGACUGGGCCACCGCGGAUACCAUUCAAACCUAUGACAUUCGAUCCACCGUGGACACACAAUUCACCGGCGCAAAAACUUUGGCUCCGGAUCAGACUGGUGCUCAAUUCCUAUGUGGAGACUCUGACGGUACCACGGGCAUUUACGAUGCGAGCCAGGGCGCCUUCACCACCAGGAGCAACGUGGGUGCGGGAGCGAUCUUGGGCGGUGCAUGGUGCAACGAUAAGCAGGUGAUCUCGACCUCCACCGGAACUGUGGUGGUCACUCAGGAGGGCGCGGUGCAGGGCAAAUUUCAACAGCACGCUGGAGAAGCAACUGCUGUCGCUACGCAUCCAAGCGGCGAUAUUCUGGUGUCUGUUGGGUAUGACAAGAGCUAUAUCCUUUAUGAUGUCAGCACGAUGCAGGUCCUCACGCAGGUGUACGGAGAUAUUGAACUCACGACCGCAGCAUUCCACCCUGAUGGGCACUUGUUGGCUGUCGGAGGUGCUGAUGGUUCCGUUCGUCUGUACGAUGUCAAGGCAUCUCAGCUCGCGCAUACAUUCCCCGCUCCUUCAGCAACGACACCCAUCAUCGCGCUCACAUUCUCCGAGAACGGGACCUGGCUAGCAUCCGCCAAUCAAGGUCAAAACGUUGUGACAGUUUGGGAUCUGCGCAAGCUUAACGCUCUCAAAACCAUCGACAUCGGCACGGCAGUGACGGGUAUUGCAUGGGAUUACACCGGACAAUUCUUGGCGGCUUGCGGACCGGGUGGAGUUGUGGUCGCUCAAUACUCAAAGAGCAGCAAGGCAUGGACGGAGCCUCUGCGCAAGGCUAUCAAUGCUGCGGAUGUGAAGUGGGGACCGAAGGCGAGCAGUUUGGUGGCCCUUACGGCACGUAGCUCUUCGGACAACGACGUCAGCGAUCGUUGCGAGCGCAUCGGCAACAAAGUCAGGCAAAGUGAGGUUCGCCACUCGCCGCCAACACAUCUCUCUCAACUCGCCGCUGAGAACACUCCUUCACCACACUCGACCACAAAUCUUCGAACGCUGGACACCACGGGACAUCAUCCGCGAGCACGUUUUUGUCAUGCUGCGUUGCAAACAGACACUUGCCUCAUAGAAAACAUGGAUGAUGGUCAUGCCAGUGGAUCUUCUGGUUCAUGUCCGUUCUUUCGACCGAGAAGAACUAGUACCAAGCGAAAUUACAGCGAAAUGACAGACCGCAGCAGCUCGCCCGACACACUCUUUGUCCGAGACAGCCACCACCACCGAGCGAACCCACACCAUAACGGACUCGCAUUACCUUCACUACACACUCGCUUUCCUGGAGACGGACUCGAUUACAGAAGACCAGUCAUGUCAGGUGGAGACGCGGGAUCAGCAGGUGCAGGAAGCAGCAGCAAUAUGGCAAUCGAUCUGACGGAGGACGAUGGCAACGAGCAAGAGAACGUGAGGAAUACAUCAGCAGAAGCGGCACGUGAAGUGGGAAUCACACGUCACGGGCGGACAGGCUUAGGAGGAGCUCUUUACGGCGACACAUACCACGAUGCUUCGACGCGAACACCUGGACUGUCGAUUUCAAGCUAUCUCACUAGGCAACGCGAACAACGAGAUCGAGAACGAGAACAUCCGAGGUUUUCAGUGCUGCGCCAUCUCACUCGGCAGCCUUCUGCAGACAUGGACGACGUAGAAAUCACCAACAUGCGGCCUCGUCGACGAUCACCACCUGCCAUCACUCGCGGAUCCUCACCAGGCGCUGCGCCCGCUCAAGUAACUGCCACUGCCUUUCCUCCAGGCCGCGCGGAACCGAUUGAUCUCACAAGCGACAAUGAAGACGACGUCGUCCUCGUCGACACUCGCACACGACAAGGAGACAACCUCGCACGACCCGGUGCCACUGCAGGCGUAGGAACACGAAGCGUAGCAGACCAGCGCAGCACCAUCAACGACCUCUUGAAUGGCGGCACUCGACUGCUGGAUAGGAUGCAAAGAUAUGGGCAUGCAUUUACAGGCCUUGGAGAACUGCCGCCUCCAGCAGCCCGUCCGAAUUAUGGACCCAAUCCAAACCGAGUUCCACGAGUAGCACAUUUCCACCCGCUGGUUGGACAAGCGCAGACAGUUAUGAUGGAUUACGCUAUGCCUGGCUUUGAUCUCGGAUAUGCGGGCGCGAAUCGACCUCCAACUCCAAAGUACGAGCCACCGGAAAAAGCUGCUCCGGGGUUCACGCGAAGUCCGGGCGAGGAUGAAGAAAUCGUGUGUCCGAACUGUGGAGAUGAGUUGGCGAUGGGAGAGGAAGACAUCAAGCAGCAAGUGUGGGUGAUUAAGAAGUGCGGCCAUGCAUAUUGCGGCAUCUGCGCGCAGAACCGGACGAAAAGCGCAGCAAAGAGAGGAAAGGGCAAGCAAAAGGCGGUGGAUACUUGCUCGACGUCUUCAGAAGUCCUGCCAUUACCCUUCAAGAAGUGCGUUGUGGACGACUGCGCGGCACCGGCUGCCGACUCCCAGCAGCUUCCAAAAGGGCAGGCAACGCGAAGUGCGAAGAAGUCCUCGCCCGCAAAGACCGGCUACCUCAUCCUCUACAAUGCCCUGUCCGCGGUCCUCUGGGCGGUAGUCCUUACCCGCACCUUGCAAACCACCGCGACGAAGGGUUACAAGAGCACGUAUCUGGAAGUCGGCGAGUGGACAAAGUGGACGCAGACUUUGGCGGGAUUGGAAGUGCUGCAUGCUGCUACCGGUAAAGAUUACACCUGCAAUUCAUUCUCAACGCACACAUGUCCCACACGUCUCGUCCGUGCCCCUCUCCUCACAACACUCAUGCAAGUCGCCUCCCGCUACCUCCUCGUAUGGCUCAUCGUCGAACCCUUUCCACACACCACAGCUCUCAGCUCGCCAGCCUACUCCUCCAUGCUCGUCGCCUGGUCGGUCACCGAAGUCAUUCGCUACUCCUACUUCGCCGUCACGCUCACGACCGGCGGUGUUCCGGGAUGGAUGCUGUGGUUGAGGUAUAAUACUUUCUUCGUGCUGUACCCGUUGGGGAUUGGGAGUGAGUGCUGGUUGGUUUGGCGGGCGUUGAACCCAGCGAGGGCCUAUAAUCCGUUGUUUGAGUGGGCUCUCAAGGCGAUCUUGUUGAUUUACGUGCCUGGUUCUUAUGUGCUGUUCACGCAUAUGAUGGCGCAGAGGAGGAAGGUAAUGCGUGCAGAGAAGACGAAGACGAAGUGA